UUGCCUACAUCCAUCGCCCCAAACCCAUCGCGAGGAGACCUCUGACCGCAUCCGUCUCUUCCCUGCCGAUCGCUUCCUUUCGUCCCUCCUAUUUAACGCGCACUAUCUCACUCCCAACUCUAUUCGUCGCGCUCCUCCAAACGCUCCGUCUGUGCUUCUGGCUUGUUCUCCUUCCGAUCACCCUCUCGAAUCCAAGAUGUCUGCCUACUGCGGCCAGUUUCACGAUGAGCUUAUUGCUAAUGCUGCCUACAUCGGCACCCCUGGGAAGGGUAUCCUUGCUGCUGAUGAGUCCACUGGCACGAUAGGCAAGCGCCUUGCCAGCAUCAAUGUGGAGAAUGUCGAGGAGAACCGUCGUGAUCUCCGUGAGCUUCUCUUUUGCACUCCUGGAGCUCUUCAGUACCUGAGUGGUGUCAUCCUCUUUGAGGAGACUCUCUACCAGAAGACAGUCGAUGGAAAGCUUUUUGUCGAAGUCCUCAAGGAGGGUGGAGUCCUUCCCGGUAUCAAGGUAGACAAGGGUACCGUUGAACUUGCUGGUACCAAUGGUGAGACCACCACCCAGGGUCACGAUGACCUGGGCAAACGCUGCAAGAAGUACUAUGAGGCAGGGGCUCGCUUUGCCAAGUGGCGUGCUGUUCUCAAGAUCAGUCCAAAUGAGCCAUCACAACUGUCAAUUGAUGCAAAUGCUAAUGGGUUGGCACGCUAUGCUAUCAUCUGCCAGGAGAAUGGUCUUGUCCCAAUCGUUGAACCGGAGAUCCUUGUUGAUGGGCCACAUGAUAUUGCAAAAUGUGCUGAGGUUACAGAGCGUGUGCUGGCCGCAUGCUACAAGGCGCUCAAUGAUCACCAUGUCCUUCUCGAGGGAAGUCUGUUGAAACCAAACAUGGUGACACCAGGGUCAGAAUCAAAGAAGGUAGCUCCUGAGGUGGUUGCCGAGUACACCGUGCGAGCUCUCCAGAGGACUGUUCCUGCUGCUGUCCCUGCGAUCGUCUUCCUCUCAGGAGGGCAGAGUGAAGAGGAGGCUACUUUGAACCUGAAUGCCAUGAACAAGCUGCAGGGGAAGAAGCCAUGGUCACUUUCCUUCUCAUUCGGCCGUGCUCUGCAGCAAAGUACACUCAAGGCAUGGGCAGGUAAGGUGGAGAAUGUCGAGAAGGCGAGGACUGCAUUCCUCACCAGGUGCAAGGCGAACUCGGAGGCAACGCUUGGGACAUACAAGGGUGAUGCUGCGGGAGGCGAAGGCGUCUCGGAGAGCCUCCAUGUCAAGGACUACAAAUAUUGAUCAUGCAUGGUUGGUGAGUCUUCAAAUAGCUUUAUCAUGUUGAGAGAAUGUCAAGUGGGAUCCAGUAGCUUUGUGUCUUUGCUGCUAAAUAAGUUGCGAUGUAUUAUGCCCUGAAACCGUUCAGGUUUUUGUUAUCCGUUUUUGUAAUAUCUGUCAACCAUUGCUUGGAAUCGGAAAUAUUCUGUGUUAGUUCAGAAUAUGUUCAGACUAAUUCUGUACUUCCACAGAGUUUGUUCUAACAUUCACUAUUAUUUUGAUGGAUAAUAUUAUUUUUAUAGCA
This is a messenger RNA of Musa acuminata subsp. malaccensis (wild Malaysian banana), 1553 nucleotides long. Its product is annotated as fructose-bisphosphate aldolase 1, cytoplasmic. Gene Ontology annotation, biological process: fructose 1,6-bisphosphate metabolic process; glycolytic process. Lineage: Eukaryota; Viridiplantae; Streptophyta; Magnoliopsida; Zingiberales; Musaceae. Gene Ontology annotation, molecular function: fructose-bisphosphate aldolase activity. The record is from RefSeq and is a predicted model, not a curated record. Gene Ontology annotation, cellular component: cytosol.